Perognathus longimembris pacificus (Pacific pocket mouse) is the source of this 2352-nucleotide messenger RNA. RefSeq names its product family with sequence similarity 131 member A (gene Fam131a). The record is from RefSeq and is a predicted model, not a curated record. The transcript has 6 exons. Bases 249 to 1349 code for a protein of 366 amino acids. NCBI's taxonomy places the organism in Eukaryota, Metazoa, Chordata, Mammalia, Rodentia, Heteromyidae.
AUGUCCAUGGCCUGUUGGCCCUGUCUAGGGGAUGGGCUUCAGUUCCCCAAUCCAGAGAGCUUGGCUAGGGCCCCGGUACGCCCACCUCCUCGGAGCCACGAGGCAGGAGUGUUCUCCUUAUGUGACUAGGCACAAGUUCCAAGUGGGGAGGGGACUGGCUCCGCAUCCGGAGCCAAAACAGGAAUAGAACUGGGAGCUGAGCCUGGAGCAGUUCUGGGCUUUCGGUUCUCCGCAUCAACACAGCCAGCAUGCCUAUGAUUUCUGUGCUGGGUAAAAUGUUUCUGUGGCAGCGGGAAGGGCCUGGAGGAAGAUGGACUUGUCAGACAAGUCGCAGAGUGGCCUCGGACCCGGCGUGGGCUGUGGAGUGGAUCGAGCUUCCUCGUGGCCUCUCUCUGUCCUCCUUGGGAUCCGCUCGGACCCUCCGUGGCUGGAGCCGCUCCUCCCGCCCUUCCUCUGUGGACAGCCAGGACCUGCCCGAGGUGAAUGUUGGAGACACAGUCGCGAUGCUGCCCAAGUCCCGGAGAGCCCUCACCAUCCAGGAGAUCGCUGCGCUGGCCAGAUCCUCCCUGCACGGUAUUUCUCAGGUGGUGAAAGACCACGUGACUAAGCCGACAGCCAUGGCUCAGGGCCGAGUGGCUCACCUCAUUGAGUGGAAGGGCUGGAGCAAGCCCAGCGACUCUCCUGCUGCCUUGGAAUCCGCCUUCUCCUCCUAUUCCGACCUCAGCGAGGGCGAGCAAGAGGCCCGCUUUGCAGCCGGAGUAGCUGAGCAGUUUGCUAUCGCAGAAGCCAAGCUCCGGGCGUGGUCUUCGAUGGACGGGGACGAUUCCACCGAUGAUUCUUACGACGAGGACUUUGCUGGGGGCACUGACACAGACCUGUCUGGGCAGCUGUCUCUGGGGUCCCACCUCCAGGACCUGUUCUCGGGGCGCCGAUUCUCCCGGCCCGUCCGCCAGGGCUCCGUGGAGCCCGAGAGCGACUGCUCCCAAACGGUGUCUCCAGACACCCUGUGCUCCAGCCUGUGCAGCCUGGAGGACGGCCUGCUGGGCUCCCCCGCCCGCCUCGCCUCGCAGCUGCUGGGCGACGAGCUGCUGCUCGCCAAACUGCCCCCCAGCCGGGAAAGUGCCUUCCGCAGCCUGGGUGCCCUGGAGGCCCGGGACUCGCUCUACAACUCGCCCCUCACGGAAUCCUGCCUCUCCCCCGCCGAGGAGGAGCCCGACCCCUGCGCGGACUGCGCGCCGCUCUGCCUGCCCGCGGCGGGGAGCUGGGAGCGGCAGCGGCACGCCUCGGACGUGGCCUCUUCCGGGGUGGCGUCCUUCGACGAGGAGGAGGCGGAGCCCGAGGGACAGUGACCCGGACGGUGCCGGGGGGCGGCACGUGCGCCCCGAAGCCUCCAGGGCGCCCGGGAGCCCUCGCUUCUCCGUCGUCGUCCUCGUCGUCGUCGUGUUUUGCAUGAAAGUGUGUGGAGAGGAGGCGGGGGCCGAGCUGGGGGCGCAUGUCCUGCCCCCACUCCGGGGGUUUGCCGGGGCUUGCCCGGGGCCCCUGGGGCAUGGCCGCCGCUGUGGCGGGCCGUGUCGUUCAUGUUCUUCAAUCUCAAAUGCCACAUUUCCUCCUGGACGAUGUGAACUCCUGGGGGGGGGGGAGGGGGAGGGGGAGGGAGCUGGGCUAAGGCCUCUUCCCCCCCCCCGGCCCCCCACCCCUCUCCUCCGCUUCUCUCCUCACCUUCAAGUCCACGUGCAGUGCUUAAUAGAACCACCUCCACCUUGGGGGGCUGGCUCCUGCCCUUGGGGAGCCCCCGGACUGAGCCGCCCCCGAAGGGCCCCUCGCCCGGCCGGGCUCGUGCUGUGCUUCCCCCUCCACCCUCUCUAAAUCAUCUUCUCCUUGUUUUGUAAAGACAGAGAGUUUCUGGUCUGUUCUUUCGGUCGGGUACUGUCUAGGAGGCACCGGAGUGACGCGCGUGCGUGCCCGCCGCCUUGCUCCUGACCCCCCUCCCCCCUCCCGUGAGGCCUGUGGCCCUUUCCCAGGCCCCCCGGGAUGGGCAGGCUCCCGCACAGUGCUCCUCGAGUGGGGCGCUGCCAGGUGGGCUGGCCGGGACUGCGCAGAGCUGAGGUUCCGGUGUUCUUCCAGAAAGGGCCACAAGGGGGCCUCCGAGAGGGCCGGGACGCGGGGCCAGAGUUGUGCCAGUGAGCGACAGUCAGGCGACAGUCAGCGGGAGGGCGGCUCCUUGGGCAGAGGAGGCAGUGCCUUUCCUGACCUAAUCGACAGCCACAGCCACACUGCGAGGGGCCCUGCCCCAGCCAGGGCGUCGGUGGCCGGGCAGAGGGGCCCUUGGCGCCACCCCACAUCCCACGGAAC